UGUAACACAUGGCGCAGCCUUGAAAACAGUCCUGACAAUGAUGUAAAUUUAUGAUAACUUAUUAUUUGUUUAUUCAAAUAAUCGCAGUUGGGGGAGCGCAGAGGGAGUUAGCUGUUAGCAUUAGCUGGCUAGCUUGGGGAGCGUGUACACACGGGACAGACAGACAGACAGACAGACUGACCGAGCCUCACAGCACAGACAUGAGCAGCUGCAGGGGAAACACCAGGUAAACAACAACAGCCCGGGUCGGACUAUUUCCUGGUCCAAAACCGAACAGCUCCUCUGAAGCCAGGGAUUGAAAAGAAGUGAAGAUGAGCGGCCACAGGAUUCUGUGGUCCGGGCUGAAGCCGUGGACAUCCGGAAGGAGCCGGUGGUUGAGUCCGCUUCGUGGUGUUGUAAGUGGGCGUGGACCAGCAUCUUUUUACUCCAGCAGCCCGAAGGUGUGUAUCGUAGGAGGUGGUCCAGCGGGUUUCUACACAGCACAGCAUUUGAUCAAGGCUCGUCAAGAUAUUGAGGUGGACGUUUAUGAGCGUCUGCCCGUCCCCUUCGGCCUGGUCCGGUUCGGAGUGGCCCCCGAUCAUCCUGAAGUCAAGAACGUCAUCAACACAUUCACGCAGACGGCCAAUCAUUCACGCUGUAGCUUCUAUGGUAACGUCAAUGUGGGGACGGAUGUGAGUGUUAAGGAGCUGCAGGAAGCCUACCAUGCGGUCAUACUGAGUUAUGGGGCCGAGGGAAACAGGAGUCUGGGGGUCCCAGGAGAGGACUUGGCUGGCGUGCACUCUGCCAAAGACUUUGUGGGCUGGUACAACGGGGUGCCCAGCCUUCGACAGCUGAGUCCAGACCUGAGCUGUGAAACGGCUGUGAUUCUGGGUCAAGGUAACGUGGCUCUGGAUGUGGCGAGGGUCCUUCUCUCGCCCAUUGACAUUUUAAAGAAGACUGACAUCACCCAGCCCGCCCUGGAGGCCCUGGCAGAGAGCCACAUCCGCAGGGUGCUGAUUGUUGGCAGAAGAGGACCAGUACAAGUCGCUUGCACAAUCAAGGAGCUUAGAGAAAUGGUGAACCUGCCGGGCACAAGACCUGAGAUGGUGUUGGCUGAUUUCGAGGGCAUCACAGAGGCUCCUAAAGAUCUGCCGAGGCCCAGGAAGCGUCUGACGGAGCUGAUGUUGAAGACGGCCCUGGAGACCCCCGGGGAGAAGGAGCAGCAGAGACGAAAGGAGGCCUCCCGCACGUGGGCGUUUCGAUUCUUCCGGAGCCCUGUGGAGGUCCUGGCCGACCCCCAGCGCAACAGAACAGCUGGCAUCCGACUGGCGGUCAACAGGCUGGAGGGUUCAGGAGAAAGGGCCCGUGCAGUGCUCACUGGAGAAGUGGAGGAUGUGAGCUGCGGUCUGGUCAUCAACAGCAUCGGCUACAAAAGUCUUCCCAUCGAUCCAUCAGUGCCGUUUGACUCCCACAAAGCCAUCGUCCCGAACACCAUGGGCCGCGUCCAAGAGGCUACAGGUUUAUAUUGUAGUGGCUGGCUGAAAACCGGCCCCACUGGUGUGAUAGGCACGACUAUGAACAACAGUUUUGACACAGCUCGAUCGCUGGUGGAGGACAUGGAGUCAGGAACGCUGGAUGUGUCGGCUGCCAAGUCUGGUUCCCAAACCAUCAGUGCUCUGCUGGAAGACAGAGGAGUGAAACCAGUGACUUUCUCAGCCUGGGAGAAGAUCAACACUGUGGAGAUGAGGAGAGGUGAAGCUGUGGGAAAACCCAGAGAGAAACUUCUGACUGUGGAGGAAAUGCUGGAGGUGGCUCGAGCAUAACAGUGGUUUUUCAGGUCAACACUGGACACAACAGCAGGGGACCUUCGUGGGCACAGAAGACAAAUGGCAUUAUGAAGUACCCAACAUGGACUGAAGAUGGUGCACAAUGAAAAGUUGCUACUUUACCUCAGUCUCCUCAAACACUCAGCUGAUGUUUCCAAAAAAAGGAAAUCCAAUGUAUGAUAAUGAACUCUUGCACUGUAAUUUACUACAUGUUAUAGUGAAAUAUAUAUAAUAUCUAAGAAAUUUUUGCACACUGCAAUCAGUCAUAACUUUUACAAGAAAAUAAAAGUUGAUAUUUGUA
Limanda limanda (common dab) is the source of this 2106-nucleotide messenger RNA. It is a transcript of the gene fdxr, whose product is annotated as ferredoxin reductase. The record is from RefSeq and is a predicted model, not a curated record. Lineage: Eukaryota; Metazoa; Chordata; Actinopteri; Pleuronectiformes; Pleuronectidae. Gene Ontology annotation, cellular component: mitochondrion. Gene Ontology annotation, biological process: ubiquinone biosynthetic process. The coding region runs from base 312 to 1802 and encodes 496 amino acids. The transcript has 12 exons.